AUGGAUCUUAAUCUUGAUGCGCCACACUCAAUGGGGACGACUAUCAUCGGCGUUACUUACAAUGGAGGUGUCGUUCUUGGAGCUGACUCACGUACCAGCACCGGGAUGUACGUAGCGAAUCGAGCUUCAGACAAGAUUACACAACUAACCGACAAUGCUGCUGAUUCUCAGGUUGUCUCGGACUAUGUUCGCUACUUCCUUCACCAGCAUACAAUUCAGCUGGGGCAGCCUGCAACCGUGAAGGUUUCUGCUAACCUUAUCAGGAUGCUCGCUUAUAAUAACAAGAACAUGCUCCAAACCGGCCUCAUUGUUGGUGGCUGGGACAAAUACGAAGGUGGGAAGAUCUAUGGGAUUCCUCUUGGUGGAACUGUAGUGGAGCAACCGUUUGCUAUUGGAGGCUCUGGCUCUAGUUACCUUUACGGUUUCUUUGAUCAGGCGUGGAAAGAAAACAUGACCAAAGAAGAAGCCGAGCAACUUGUUGUGAAGGCGGUUUCACUAGCCAUCGCCCGUGAUGGAGCCAGUGGAGGGGUUGUACGGACCGUCAUAAUAAACUCAGAGGGAGUGACAAGAAACUUCUACCCUGGGGACAAGUUGCAGCUAUGGCACGAGGAGUUGGAGCCACAAAACUCUUUGUUAGACAUCUUGAACGCUGCUGGUCCUGAGCCAAUGGCCAUAUGA
This is a messenger RNA of Eruca vesicaria subsp. sativa (arugula), 678 nucleotides long. The record is from the annotation of a GenBank genome assembly. NCBI's taxonomy places the organism in Eukaryota, Viridiplantae, Streptophyta, Magnoliopsida, Brassicales, Brassicaceae.